CGGGCGCCGCGGAAGAUGGGGAACACGACCUCGUGCUGCGUGUCGUCCAGCCCCAAGCUCCGGCGGCACGCGCACUCGCGGCUGGAGCCCUACCGGCCCGACGCCGAGCUGAGCCGCGAGGACACGGGCUGCAACCUGCAGCACAUCAGCGACCGCGAGAACGUGGACGAUUUGAACAUGGAAUUCAACCCUUCAGACCACCCUCGGGCCAGCACAAUAUUCCUCAGUAAAUCGCAGACCGACGUGAGAGAAAAACGGAAGAGUCUCUUCAUUAACCAUCACCCUCCAGGACAAAUAGCAAGGAAGUACAGCUCCUGCUCCACUAUUUUCCUAGACGAUAGCACAGUCAGUCAACCGAACCUCAAGUAUACAAUUAAAUGUGUAGCUCUUGCAAUAUAUUACCACAUCAAAAACAGGGACUCAGAUGGGAGGAUGCUCUUAGAUAUUUUUGAUGAAAACCUUCACCCUCUCUCGAAAUCCGAAGUGCCACCCGACUAUGACCGACACAACCCAGAGCAGAAGCAGAUCUACCGGUUCGUGCGGACGCUGUUCAGUGCUGCUCAGCUAACGGCGGAGUGCGCCAUCGUCACCCUGGUGUACCUCGAGCGACUCCUGACAUACGCGGAGAUCGACAUCUGCCCGGCCAACUGGAAGCGCAUAGUCCUGGGGGCCAUCCUGCUGGCCUCCAAGGUGUGGGACGACCAGGCCGUGUGGAACGUGGACUACUGCCAGAUCCUGAAGGACAUCACCGUGGAGGACAUGAACGAGCUGGAGCGACAGUUCCUGGAGCUGCUGCAGUUCAACAUCAACGUUCCUUCCAGCGUCUACGCCAAGUAUUACUUCGACCUGCGCUCCCUGGCCGAGGCCAACAACCUGAGCUUUCCCUUGGAGCCGCUGAGCCGGGAGAGGGCUCACAAGCUGGAGGCCAUCUCUCGCCUCUGCGAGGACAAGUACAAGGACCUGAGGAGAAGCACGCGGAAGCGGUCGGCGAGCGCGGACAACCUGACCCUGCCCAGGUGGUCCCCGGCCAUCAUCUCGUAACGGCGGCCGCCGGGGGCCGGCGUCCAUCCCGCAGUCUCCUCCCGUCUGAGAAAAGACAAACUUGGGGUGGUUUUUGUUUCCUUUUUUUUCCCCUAUCCUUUUCUUUUUUUUUUUUUUUAACUCAUAGCUCCGUCAGGCCGCCUUCGCCUUGCGGGGAGGCAGGACUCGUGCGGUGGGCACCCUGUGUCACACUUUGCCCCGUCGGCAUUGGCGUUGGCGUCGGCGUCAGCAUGGGCAGUGCCUCCCGCGCCACGGGAACAGACUCUGACCCCGGAGGAGGAACCGAGGGAGAAGGGAAAGUGUUGGAGAGGCAGGGAAGACGGCCGGGGCGAGGCCGUGUCUUAGGGGCCUGGCCGGCCAGUAGUUGAGUCCAAUGGAAGACGCAACAGUAGAUAACAAAGAUGGAUGUGCAUUGAACACAGGCGUGUGCCGUGGUCACGCGUGUGGACCCGUGUGUUCUGUGGGACUCCUCGCCUUCCCGCCCACCGCCGUUGUGGGCACGGUCUUCACUGGGGUUCGGUUUUUGGUCCCACAGAGCAGAGAAUAUAGUUUGUACCCACCAUGGCACAGACAUCCAAAUAAAUAGUACUGGUUGUUGCUCUCUGCA
Molecule: messenger RNA, 1648 nt
Organism: Lepus europaeus (European hare)
Lineage: Eukaryota; Metazoa; Chordata; Mammalia; Lagomorpha; Leporidae
Gene: CCNY
Product: cyclin Y
Exons: 10
Coding region: 16-1041 (341 amino acids)
Biological process (GO): regulation of canonical Wnt signaling pathway; regulation of cyclin-dependent protein serine/threonine kinase activity
Cellular component (GO): plasma membrane; cytoplasmic cyclin-dependent protein kinase holoenzyme complex
Molecular function (GO): protein kinase binding; cyclin-dependent protein serine/threonine kinase activator activity
Source: RefSeq, a predicted model, not a curated record